AUGGAAUACAUCAGUAUAAUUUCACCGGGUUGCUCUUCCUUUCCGUAUCCUUACUCUGCCUCGCCUUUUGCAGGGUCCUCGUCCGGUCACCGCCGCCUUCAGAUCGAGCCGCGCCAGUGCCAUGGCGCUGACGGAGAGCCGGGUGUCUGCAUGUUCAACUUCGAGUGCUACCAGCGCGGCGGCCACGUCGUCGGGACCUGCAUUGAUGGCUUCCUCUUCGGCGCCUGCUGUGACCUGCCUGAGGGAGCCACCUUGCCCACGGAGACACCGGUUGCGGCUGGUGUGGGUCAGCAAGGCAUUGACGAAAACGGAGAAGGGAACGGGGAUAAGAAGGAGGAGGAGGAGAAGCCAGUUAUACCGGAGGUGCCAGCGGAGGUGGACCUCACAGGAUCUGGGCCGGAGAGCGUGGCGGAAGAAGAGGCGACCAGUGGGGGUGCAGCCUCUUCCAGCGGAGGAGCUGCGGGUGGCGCCGUCACCCAGGGCGCCACGACGACGGAGGUUAUUGUUCCGGGCAUCGUCAACGUCCGAGUGCCAGAGGCAUCCGGCCCCGAAGACGAGACUAGUGAGAGCGGGGGACCUGGCGAGACAUCUACUGAAAUGCAGGUUGAAGCAACGAGCGCAAAUAGCGAAGAUGUUCACGAGACAGACGGCAUGGAGGAUGUAAACACCGCCGGUCCGACGGAGCCAUCCGCCAACUCCGAUGACGAAGGCGCUAUGGCGACGGCAGACGACUCUGCGAAUGGAGGCGAUUCUAUGGACGUCGAAGAUAGCACAGUGAAGUCCACGGACGUCACUGAGGCGGAUGAAGUAAGCAAUCAAAUGGAGUCUUCGAUAGACGACCAAGGCGCUCUUCUCACGUCUGUCUCUCUGCUUGAUGCCACUCCACCAGCAACGGAACCAUCAUCGAAGUUCCACUCCGACGUCGAGACGGGAAUACCAGACGUCCUGGCUGAGGGCGGCGUGAUCACCUUCACCAUCGUGGAGAGCGCGGCCCCCACCAGCGAAGGGCCCGGCGCGGACGCGGAGGAGAACACCGAGCAAGUGAUUAUGAUGACCUUGCCUGAUGGCCAAGAUGGCUUUGCCACGCAUGAAAUCGUUAAUUUUGAUGUCACUGAUGCUCUGAACGACGGCGAGGAGAAUACGGAGAACCCCGGCCUGAUGCUUUCGCCUUCAGAUGAACUAUACUUCGAGCCAAAGCCAACGUCCCAUCGGCCGUACGUGCGCCCCGCCAGCGGACAGAAGACUUCGACUUCUGACCCGCUACUCGCCUGGGAGGACGAAGCAACGCCGCCUCCGGUUGAUGUGUCAGCGCAGACGAUCUACGUCCUCUCGCAGACUACAGACGAAGCAGAAGUAGGCAUCCUUACCACAGACAAGCCUCCCGAGCCUACGGUUGUCCCGGACUCCUUGGAAAGAACGUCAACAGAAGCCAUUUCUCUUCUAACCCCACAGACAACCGAAUCGACCACAGAGCCUAUACUAAUCUGGACUCUCUCUCCCCAGCCUUCCAUACUGGAUGCAAGACCUCCUACUUCGGUCAUUUCACAAGUGGAAUCUCACACGUCAGCCACGAUGCCCAAGCCAGCAUCAAAGCCAGCGGCAGAUGAGGAGGAGACGCAGGGCGACAUUCCCCAACCCGCUGCCCCUGUCACGACAAGCAAGCCGCCUCAGAGCACCGAGAAGACGCCCGCCUCGGAGGAAGGGACGCCCGACCUCGAAGACCCUCUCGCCUUCUGGACUACCACACGCCCCAAGAGACCGAGGCCGAGACCGAAACCCACGACGACCGACGAACCUCUGCUCAUCUGGACGACGACAAAGAAGCCGCCGCAGGCCACUACCACAGCCAGCUCUGCCUCCGUCUCCGUGACUCCGGAAGACGAGGACCUCUUCCCCGACCCUGACAUCCCCCUCCAGCCCGCCAUCAUCCCCGGAGACAUCCUCCAGCACAUCACGGGAGACCUCCUACACGGCGCCCAAAACCAGACCACCGCAGACGCCACCACGACCACCCCGUGGGCGUCGUCCACCUACUCCAUUGCGACGGUCAAGUACGAGGACCCGUCCGUCAACACUCUCACCGACGCCCCCCAGCAGAGCACGACCAUGGCGGACGAAGUGACGCUCACGUCCACCUCCCAAGUCGACGCCACGACCACUACGACCACUACGACCACCACGACCAGACCCAAAACAACCACCUCGAGGCCCACGACAAUCACAACAACAACGGAGAGGACGACCCAAGCAACGACAACCAAAAAACGACGACCUACAAUGACCACGACCAGAAGAACAACGACCAGGAGACCGACGACGAAGAAUCCCACACGAAGGCCUCCCAGCAGACGACCAUCGACUAGGAAGCCCUCCACCCAAAGACCCACGACUAGGAGAACGACCGCGAAGCCUCCGAGGACCACGACGAAGGGGGAGUCGACGACCAGACCCACGACGGACGAGCCCAUCUCGCCCAUCGACCAGUUCAUCGUCGACUUCAUCAACUCCUCCCCGCCCGAGGAGCCCUUGACCACCACGGAGACCUCGCCGCCCAUCGACCUCGACCUCUUGGCGCAGGUGGGAUCGUGUGGCGUGCGCCCCCUCGCCCGCGAAGCCAGGAUCGUGAACGGCGAACGAGCGGACUUCGCGGAGUGGCCGUGGCAGGCGCUGAUCAAGGAGUCCACGUGGCUUGGGAUCUUCACCAAGAACAAGUGCGGCGGCGUCUUGCUCAACAGGAAAUACGUCCUCACGGCGGCUCACUGCCAGCCCGGGUUCCUCGCCUCUCUCAUCGUCGUCCUGGGCGAGUUCGACCUCUCGGACGACUACGAGCCCAAGAAAACCGUCCAGCGCAACGUGAAACGAGUGGUCGUCCACAGAGGCUACGUGGCUAAGACCUUCGACAACGACCUGGCUUUGCUCGAGAUGGAGAGACCCGUGACCUUCGACGAGCAUAUUGUCCCCAUCUGCAUGCCUCAAGGGGACGAGAAUUUCACGGGCAUGAUUGGCUUCGUCACGGGCUGGGGGAGGCUGUCCUACGGAGGGCCAGUCCCCACGCAGCUGAACGAAGUAGCAGUGCCAAUUAUCAAGAACAACGACUGCCAGAAGUGGUUCCUGGAGGCGGGCCACAUCAAGAACAUCAAGCCCGAGUUCUUCUGCGCUGGAUACAAAGAAGGAAAGAAGGACUCGUGUGAGGGUGACAGCGGCGGCCCCCUCUCGGUGCAGGGCGAGGACGGGCGCUGGGUCCUGGCAGGCACGGUGUCCCACGGGAUUAAGUGUGCGUACCCGAACCUGCCCGGCGUCUACAUGAAGAUGACCUACUACAAGCCAUGGAUCGAAAGCAUCAUCAAUUAGUGUGCAGAUGAGGGAGAGCAAUCGCGUUCCAGUGAUUCUGAAAUUUGUGUGAGUGAUUGUCGUGUACAGCACCCGAAGACAGUGAGCGAGGACAAGAACUUCUUCAAGACACGCUUUUGUUUUAUUGUUUUGUAGAUAUGUUACUUCUUUUUCCCGUGAUGAAAAGUGGUUUGUCUGCGUUGUUUUUUUAAUGCACGUGAUGUUCUGUGUGUGUUUGUGCGUUAUAUCGGGGCUGGAUACAGACUAGAGUGAUUUCCAUAAUGAAGAUAUCUAUCUGUUUCUGAAAACUUUGUUAGAACAAUGGAAUAUUUGGAACAAGGUGAAGCUUUUUACAUGUGACGUGAAGUGCCACUCGCCAAGAACCACAGCCCUUGAGAUAAUCCAGACAGCAGAGACGUGAAAAAAGAGUGACGUGGCCUUAUAGACCGAAGGAAAAUGAGUAGAAAUAACAGGAAUAUCCAAUCGAAAUCGUCAACAAGUAUCUCCAGUCGAAACCAACUGUUGAAAAACCAAUCUUCACAAAGCCUUAUGUCUGAGUAGGCUGUACAACACGAAUUCGACAAAGAAUGAUUUACAUGAUACCUUUCGGCCAUUACACUAAGACCAUAUGACAAACGACCCAGAUUUAUGUAAUGUCAUAACAGUGACUUCAUGGUAGCACGUUUGGUCGUCUUUGGCAUUAUAUAACGUCUGUUAUGUUUAUUUGACUAUUUAUUUAUUUAUAUGAGCCAUUGUUUAUUUAUUUGAGAGAUUUCAGGUGAACGUGCUCUUGUUUACCUGUAGUUUCGUUUUACGUUUUCUUAUGCAAAGAAAAUAUUAAUAGCUGUUAUUUUAUUAUUUAUUUAGAAGUUAAUACGGAUAAUUAGUAAAGAUGGUUAUAUUUCAACGUAUAGGUUUUUGUUUUGAUGAUAUGAAAUAUACCAAACACUUUUUCAUCCGUUCUUUGUGAUAAUUGUAAUGCAUAUACCAUCCAUUGUGUAAUUUGUAUAUAUUUAUAUUUGAUAUAUAUUUAUUAUCCUAUCUGUUUCAAAUUUAACCGUAAAGCAUUAAGUCAGAAUAACAAUAUUUUAUCACAUCUCAUUUCCAUUUAAAAACGUAAAAAACAUUCUGAUAUCUACUUUAGAAUGCUCUUGAUCAAGAAUUAUCUUUGCCCAAAAUGGUACUGAAAUGAAUUUGGAAAUUAUCGAUUAAUGGUAGGGGACUUGAGUGAAUGAAACCAGAAAACAUGCAUAGAUAGUGAUAACAAAAUAGUAAUUGGGCGCUCAGAUGAAUUUGUGAUUCAAUAAGAUCUGAAUGGGAAGUUGAGUAUUUUUUCGAAAUUGUUAAUAUAAACGUGAUCCAUUGAAGAAAAAUUGUGAUCCCAGUUUUUGUUUUCAUUAUAAUUAAAAAUUGUAUUUUUCCAUUUGAUAUAAAAUCCUUAGUGUUAAUUUUUUUGUAUAAUUACAGGGAAUUCCAGUCAAAUAGCUCAAUAUCACUGAUUUAUUUAUUUCUCAGAUAUCAGCGUUUAGUGCAAUACUUCCUCAGUACUUUAAAUACCCUGUGUAAAAUGUACUAAGGCAAGAACGAACAUUUUGUGGAGAAAUAGAAAUAAAGACUCGAAAACGUGCCAGCCUGCAUUGCCUCUUAUCUCUCGUUAUCUUUCGUUAUCUCGUUAUCUUUCGUUAUCUCUCGUUAUCUUUCGUUAUCUCUCGUUAUCUUAGGCUUGUAUGUGCAUCAGCAUCUGUGAUGAUUUCAAAUGUAUAGCCAAAGAUGCAGAUUGUGACGUCAGUCUAUUAAUCAAUCAAGGAAUUUAUAUAUGAUAGAUUCAGAGAAAUUACGAGAAUAUCGAUUCUUGUACAUUUUUUUCUUGUUUUUAUGCUUGAUGAACAUUUUUUUGUCAUUACUCAUUUUCUGAAAUGGAACGAAAUAAAAUGAGAAGAAAGGGCAAGAUGAAUUGUGAGGAUUGUCUUGUAUUUUCUUUUUUUAAUCCUCAUAUGAAAGUGUGGAUUUUUUGUCUUUGUUUUUUUAAUACUACCAAAUAUUUAAACACGGAAUUGCUCGAUUUUUCCCUUAAAUCUUUUAUUUUUUAUUUUUUACUUCACUAAUUAAUAGUGUAGUAAUUUUUCAAUCAUACUGGAACGUGAUUUUCAUGAAUGGGAAUUUUUUUUCAUCACUAUUAUUAUUGUUGUUUAUAUAUUUUCUUAUAUUGUUGGUAUUGCUAUUGUUGUUGCUAUUGAU
Messenger RNA from Penaeus vannamei (Pacific white shrimp), 5568 nucleotides. The record is from RefSeq and is a predicted model, not a curated record. NCBI's taxonomy places the organism in Eukaryota, Metazoa, Arthropoda, Malacostraca, Decapoda, Penaeidae.